This is a messenger RNA of Selaginella moellendorffii, 2128 nucleotides long. Its product is annotated as OTU domain-containing protein 5-B. NCBI's taxonomy places the organism in Eukaryota, Viridiplantae, Streptophyta, Lycopodiopsida, Selaginellales, Selaginellaceae. The transcript has 8 exons. The coding region runs from base 364 to 1941 and encodes 525 amino acids. Gene Ontology annotation, biological process: protein deubiquitination. The record is from RefSeq and is a predicted model, not a curated record. Gene Ontology annotation, molecular function: K63-linked deubiquitinase activity; cysteine-type deubiquitinase activity.
AGUGGAGUCGCGGUCGUGGUAUGUCAUGGCUUGGAUGAUUGUGGCAGAGCUGAGCUCGUAGCUGGGAGCAAAGAUUUCGGAGAUUUCGGAGAUUUCUAGCUCAAUCGGCUUCUAGGGCAAGGGGAGCAGCUGGAAGGAGCUGGAGAGCCUUGGAAUUACAUGAGAAGUGGAGCCGAUAGGAGGGAAAUCUGGAAGUUUGGGCGACGAGGUAGCGGCAGCUUGGAUGAAAAGGGAGAUAGCAGGCUGGAAGGCGGAGGGGGCGACUUUUGACAAGAAAGAAAGGCGAGACUGGGGAUGGUAUAGAACCAAGCUCAAGAGAAAUGCCGGACGAAUGGAGUGGUGACUCGUGAGACGCUCAUUGCAAUGACUCGAGUUGUGGUUCCGAGAGGUAAUCCAGCGCCUGGUUCGUCCCAGCCACCGAGAAAUGUUGCUACUUCCACUCCUGGGACUUCGUCGUCAGUACCACCGCCACCUCCUCCUUUGCCGCCAUCGUCGACUCUCAUUUCUCCUUCCGGCCAGGAGGCCGCGGAGAACAAAGCUGAGGGAACUUCGAGUUUCCUGGAUGGAGAAAGCAUCGAAAAAGCCUCACAGCUGGGAAGUCGGUUUGCCGGCCUUUGCAUUUCUUCCGAAGAGUCGAGGAGCGCUGGAAAAGCUCCCGGCUCGGACCAGGAGAAUGCAAAAGACUUUGCUGCUCAGGUGACAGAGGCAGUGCAAAGUCCGAGCGUUCCGGCAGCAGCUUCCGAGUGUGGUAACCAAGAACCGCCUAGAUCUAACGCAGGAACUUCGUCAUCAACUAGAGUUGGAACAGGCUCAAGGCGUGCCACAGUUCCAAGGCCAGGUUUUGCUGCUCAGCGAGUCAGGAUCUCGCCAACGAGCUCGCAUUCCACGUCUCCUAGAGCACACGCGGGGGAGGGCGAUGGAUACAACAGUGCUGACGAAUCCAGUUCCUGGUCUGCAACGCCUGGAUUUGAGGAAGAUGAGGACAAGGAAAGCCAUUUCGAGAUCGAGCUCCGGCGGGUGAAAGGUUUCGAAGUGAGGAGAAUGGUUCCUGAUGGCAACUGUUUGUUCCGUGCUGUGGCUGAUCAAGUCUAUGGCGAUCCAGAAAUGUUUGGCGAGACAAGGCAGAUGUGUAUAGAUUACAUGGAAAGAGAAAGAGAUCAUUUUUCACAGUUCAUUACAGAAGGCUUUACUACGUACUGCAAAAGAAAACGCAGAGAUAAGGUUUAUGGCAACAACCUCGAGAUACAGGCAAUGGCUGAAAUGUACAACCGGCCAAUUCACAUCUAUUCGUACAGCACAGAUCCUAUAAACAUAUUUCAUGGACAGUAUGAAACUGACUUGCCGCCAAUCCGGCUAAGCUAUCACCGUCGAAAUCACUACAAUUCGCUUCACGAUCCAUCACGGCCUGCUGUUGGAGCCGGACUUGGUUUUGGAAGCCUGCGUGGUAACAAUGUUGACAGAGAUCAGGUGAAGGCUGCUAUCCGCGCACAACAGGACCAACAGAUUGAAAACGCUCUUUUGGCCGAAGGCCGGUUCUACUCCGACUUGGAACUGACCGAGCAAGAGAUCGAAAGGAUGGUGAUGGAGGCGUCUCGAGCGGAGUACCUCGCCGAGGAGCACCACCGGCAAAUCACGCACUCGUCCGAGGAGACGUCCUCUUCGGCCGCGGGAGGACCAUCAUCAUCUGGAGCGUCGAGGGGAUCUGGAAGCGCUGGCGGUUCUCACGUUGGUGGAUCAGUAAGUCUCACAGACUCUGCCGCGAUAAACAGGAGUAGCAACGUCCGCGUCCUCCUGUCCAUGGGAUUUAGCUACUUCCGGGUGAUGGAGGCGUGUAGCAUCUUCGGGGACGACGUGAACAACAUGCUGUGCUACUUGCUGGAGACGGAGGCUCUCAAGGGGGAGAGCAUGUAUAGGAUGAAAGGGAAGGCCGCCGAGAAGUAGUAUCUAGUGCCAUGGCCGGGACUUUAGCAUGGAACUUAGCAUUCGAGGUUGAAAGCUCUUCUCAGGAUUUGUGGGAAUGUUUGGCAGGAAGACGAUGAAGACUGUGGCAGUAAGAGACGCUGUGAUUGCGCAAGAGAAGUAGAAAAAGGAGAAAGGACCUUUGAUCAAUAAAAGCUCAAACUUUUAA